Molecule: messenger RNA, 4677 nt
Organism: Pochonia chlamydosporia 170
Lineage: Eukaryota; Fungi; Ascomycota; Sordariomycetes; Hypocreales; Clavicipitaceae
Product: glycogen debranching enzyme
Exons: 3
Coding region: 1-4677 (1558 amino acids)
Biological process (GO): glycogen biosynthetic process; glycogen catabolic process
Molecular function (GO): amylo-alpha-1,6-glucosidase activity; 4-alpha-glucanotransferase activity
Source: RefSeq, a predicted model, not a curated record
AUGAGCCCAGGCACAAUGACAACCACAGAGGUAUAUCUGCUACCGCUCAAUGACGACGGCUCUCCCGACGUUGAGAGACAAUACAUAUACAUUGCUCCGCCAUCCAAUGACCCUGUCACUCUCAGGUUUUCCAUUGAGGGUACCUCGUCCAUAUGUCGCAAUGGCAGCUUGUGGGUCAAUAUACCCAAGAAGGGCAAAGAGUUUCGUCGCGAUAGCUUCAGGGAAUUCAAGCUAACACCCGACUUCAAUCGCUCAAUUGAGAUAUCCAUCCAAAUCCACCAGCCAGGAGCGUACGCAUUUUACACCACCUACGCUGAGCUACCCAGCCUCGAACCCCAUCUUUCCGAAGAUUCGUCGCAAAAGGCAGUUGAACUGAAGAAGACACCAGUUUACUACAUAGAUGUUGCGCCUCGGCUGCGCCUAGAUGGGCGCCCGCUUCCACUGCCUGCUCUGUCGGUUUUCUCCGUCAUCAGCAAAUUCAUGGGCAAAUAUCCUACCGACUGGGAUAGCCACUUACGCGGAAUAAGCGAUCGUGGAUAUAAUAUGAUCCAUUUUGCGCCUUUGCAGGUUCGAGGGUCAUCUAAUUCGCCAUACAGUCUGUACGAUCAACUUGGCUGGGACCCUGAGUGCUUCCCCCAUGGAGAGAGAGACGUGGAGAAGCUGGUCGCAAGCUUAGAGAGAGAUCAUUCCUUGUUGAGCUUGACGGAUAUUGUACUCAAUCAUACGGCCCACAACACAAAAUGGCUUCAAGAACACCCAGAAGCUGGUUACAACCUUUCAACUGCUCCGUGGUUAGAGUCUGCCUAUGAGCUCGAUUCCAAAUUAUUGGAGCUGAGCGCAAAUCUGGCAUCUCUGGGCCUACCAGUGCAUCCCAAGUCACCUGAAGACCUGCUCCUGAUUAUGGAGGCUAUUAAGAAAGAGGUCAUUGCCAAGAUUCGCCUAUGGGAAUACUAUGCACUUGACGUGGAGCGAGACGCAGAUGCUGCAGUUGACGCCUGGACCAAGACAAAGACGUAUACAUCUCAAAAUACCGACGGACUUCAAGACGAGUUAGAGCAACUCAAGGACGCUGGCCUUGCUCAACAGGUUUCAUUCCUUAAGAAAUUCGGUCUUUUAGGUGCUGGCCAACUCGGUGAACGAUUUCUCCGAAGUGUCGAUCCCAACGUUGCGGCAACUCUACUUGCCUUUACCUUUGGCCGAUACGAAGGGGAGUCGGCCGAUUCUGCAGACAAGGCCGCGGCCCGAUCCAAAAUGGUGGAGAUCUUGGAUGCAAUGAAUGUGCCAUUAUAUGAAGAAUACGAUGGCGACGUCAAAGAAAUUCUCGAACAACUUUACAAUCGUAUUAAAUAUGUUCGGUUGGACGAACACGGUCCUAAGCUGGGUCCCAUAAACGACGAAAAUCCUCUAAUUGAAACAUAUUUUACACGCCUGCCAAAGAAUGCUGCGACGACAAAACAUAACCCUCGGGACUUGAUGUUAGUAAAUAAUGGCUGGGUAUGGGGCGGAAAUGCACUGGUAGACAAUGCUGGUCCAGAUGCCCGGGUAUACUUACGGCGAGAGGUUAUCGUUUGGGGUGACUGCGUCAAGUUGCGAUACGGUUCAAAACCAGAUGAUAGCCCUUGGUUAUGGAACCAUAUGACAGAGUACGCUCGUAAACUGGCAACACACUUUGCUGGUCUGCGCAUAGACAACUGUCAUUCGACACCUAUUCAUGUUGCUGAACAUAUUCUUGACGAAGCACGUCGCGUGAGGCCAGAUCUGUACGUUGUGGCCGAGCUAUUUAGUGGCUCAGAAGACACCGAUUACGUCUUCGUCAAGCGACUUGGGCUCAGCUCCCUCAUUCGCGAGGCCAUGCAGGCAUGGAGUACUGCAGAGCUCAGUCGACUGGUUCAUCGGCAUGGUGGUCGCCCAAUUGGCAGUUUUGAAGUCGACGAAAUUUCUCGCGGUGAUCCCACGCUGUCUCCUGGUUCACAAAACAAGAAAGAUCUCACCAGAGAAAUCAUACGACGCAUCAAACCUACGCCAGUACAUGCUUUAUUCAUGGACUGCACUCAUGAUAAUGAAACACCGGCCCAGAAACGAGAUGCACGAGAUACACUUCCUAAUGCAGCACUUGUCAGCAUGUGCUCAAGCGCUACAGGUUCAGUCAUGGGUUAUGACGAAGUAUACCCCAAACUCGUCGAUCUUGUCAACGAAACUCGCUUGUACACGUCAGAAUCGUCCAGAUCAGCACCCAUCAAAGUUGGACGAGGCAAGAAUGGAAUUGCUGGCGUCAAAAAGUUGCUGAACCAGAUUCAUACUCUUAUGGGCAAAGAUGGCUACGAUGAGACCCACAUUCAUCAUGAAGAGGAAUACAUUACGGUGCACAGGGUUCAUCCUGAAUCACGAAAGGGCUACUUUCUGAUUGCGCACACGGCCUUCCCUGGCUAUGGCAAUGGUAACGGCGCGUUGAAUCCCGUUCAUCUGGCUGGAACCCGAGCCCAGCACUUGGGAAGCUGGAAGCUGGAAGUCGAUGACAGUCCCGAGGCCACUGCCAAAGCAGUGAAUGAAGGCCAAUUUUUGGUUGGUCUUCCAAGUCGGGUUGUAGAUAUUACGGGUGUGGAUUUGGACGUUCAGGGCGAGGACACAAUCAUCACUGUGCGGGAUAAAUUCCCUCCUGGCAGUAUUGCACUUUUCGAGACGUGGAUACCGGCUGCAGAGCAUUCUGCUGGUCUCGAUACGUAUGUUACCUCGGGUGCUAAGGCGGCUUGGAGCCAAUUGGACCUCAUCGACUUGAACUUUUUGAUGUACAGAUGCGCUGCGGAAGAGCUUGACUCCAAUAAUGGACGUGACGGGACGUAUGACAUCCCCGGAUACGGAACGCUCGUCUACGCUGGGUUGCAAGGAUGGUGGAGUCUCAUGAAAGACAUAAUUCGUGAAAAUAACUUGGCUCAUCCUCUGUGUCAAAACCUUCGCCAAGGCACCUGGGCUCUUGACUACAUCCUUGGCCGACUGCAGAGGAUGAGUGAGACCGAAGGCAAAGAGCAGCUUGCAAGACCCGCUUCAUGGCUCAAGGAACGGUUCGAUGCCAUCCGAACGAUUCCUAGCUUCCUUCUGCCUCGAUAUUUUGGGCUGGUUCUUCGAACAGCCUACAACGCCAGUCGUGACAGGGCAUUGGAGUUGAUGGGUGAGAAUAUUGAGAAGGGGCAAUGGUUUCUUCAGAGCUUGGCGCUAGUCAGCGUGCAGCAGACGGGAUACGUGAAGUCUGCAUCUCUGUGGCCUAACAAAGCAGUGCCCUCCGUUGCAGCUGGAUUGCCCCAUUUCGCUGUGGAAUGGUCAAGGUGCUGGGGUCGUGAUGUUUUCAUUUCCAUUCGUGGACUGUAUCUGGGUACUGGUCGGUUUGACGAGGCCAAGGAGCAUAUUCUGGCAUUCGCAAGUGUACUCAAGCACGGAAUGAUCCCCAAUCUUUUGAGUAGUGGCGACGCCCCUCGAUACAACUCUAGAGACUCGAUAUGGUUCUUCCUGCAGACGAUUCAAGACUAUGUCCACCGUGCCCCUGAGGGCACAUCGUUGCUGAAGACAUCUGUCAAGCGGCGGUUCUUGCCCUACGACGAUACGUGGUUCCCAACUGAUGAUCCUAGAGCAUACUCAAAAGAAAGCACUAUUGAAGACAUCAUUCAGGAGGCCCUCCAGAGACACGCUUCAGGAAUGAAGUAUCGAGAAGCGAAUGCCGGGCCACAGAUUGAUUCCCAAAUGAAGGACGAGGGCUUCAACCAAGAUAUCCAUGUUGAUUGGGAAACCGGGAUCAUUUUUGGUGGUAAUCAAUCCAACUGUGGGACUUGGAUGGACAAAAUGGGUGAGAGCGAACGAGCUGGCUCCAAAGGAGUGCCUGGAACUCCGCGAGACGGUGCGGCCAUCGAAAUCACUGGCCUACUAUACAGCACAUUAGCAUGGCUAGUCGGAUUGAAUGAACAAGGGAAAUACGCCUACUCCUCUGUGAAAACCGGAGACGGCAAGUCUGUCUCGUUCAAGGACUGGGCAGAACGCAUCAAAGCCAACUUCGAGAGGUGCUACUUUGUUCCUCUCACAACAGAGGACGAUGCCAAAUAUAACGUCAACCCUGCCGUCAUCAACCGCCGUGGCAUCUACAAGGAUCUCUAUAAAUCGGGCAAAGAAUACGAAGACUACCAGUUCCGGUCAAACUUCCCCAUCGCCAUGGCCGUCGCCCCAUCUCUCUUUGAUCCCGAUCACGCCAUGCACGCCCUUUGUCUAGCCGACUCCGUCCUCCGCGGUCCAACGGGCAUGGCGACACUUGACCCAGCCGACCUCAAUUAUCGCCCGUACUACCGCAACAGCGAAGACAGUGACGAUUUCGCAACUAGCAAGGGCAGGAACUACCACCAGGGUCCAGAAUGGCUGUGGCCGACAGGAUUCUUCCUCCGUGCCUUGCUCAAGUUUGACUUGAUGAGACGCACAACUCCGGAGGGCAGGACAGAGGCUUUCCAACAGGUUACGAGACGAUUGGCCGGGUGCAAGAAGAUGAUUCAGGAGAGUCCCUGGGCCGGUUUGACGGAGCUGACACAGAAGAAUGGGGAGUUUUGCCCAGACUCGAGUCCCACACAAGCUUGGUCGGCAGGUUGUUUGAUUGAUCUCUACAUGGACGGUAGAGAAGCGCAGCAAGAAGCAGCAGAAACCUAA